AUGGCCAUAGUUGACCUCAGAAGGUGGUUCAAACUCUGGUAUGCUUUUGUGGUGCCUUUGCUGCACAUGAGUCCUUUCAUAAAUGGAUGCAUAGAGAGGGAAAGACAAGCCCUCCUUGCAUUCAAACAAGGCCUCGUCGUGGAUACCAGCAGUCAAAUAGUCUCUACAUGGGGCACCUCAGAAGGCCAAAACAAAGAUUGUUGCACGUGGAAAGGAGUCUACUGCAGCAACCAAACUGGCCAGGUUGUUGAACUUCAGCUUGGAUCCCAAUCUUUGCAAGGUUCGGCUAUGGAUGUUUGGGGCAACAUGAGCUCUCUUCAAGUCCUUAAUCUCACUGAUAACCAACUUGAAGGAGACAUAACAAAUUCGUUUUCGGAGCUAUGCAGUUUGAGAUCGUUAGGACUUUCAAACAAUAAUCUUAGUGGAGAAUUUCCCAAGUUUGUUCAGAUAUUGUCUAAAUGUUCUCAAAAGCAACUAGAAGGUUUGUAUCUCUCUAACAACCGAUUAAGCGGAGAAAUACCAGAAAUCAUUGGGCAAAUAUCAUCGUUGACAGAAUUAUCUCUCUAUGGAAAUCAAUUAAGCGGAAGAAUACCUGCAAGUAUUGGGCAAAUGCAAUCAUUGACAGGAUUAUCUCUCUCCGGAAAUCGAUUAAGCGGGAGAAUACCUGAAAGUAUUGGACAAAUGUCCAAUCUGGUGAAUAUCAAUCUUGGCCCUCCGAUGCCUAAGUUAGGUAAGGUAUUUCAAGGAAAACCGGGUGGCCGGAGCCGUGUGUGGUGGCCGGAGCCUUGUGUAAGGGAGAGAAAGAAAGUGGUGGCUAGGGUUUGUGAGAAAUGA
Messenger RNA from Prunus armeniaca (apricot), 834 nucleotides. The record is from the annotation of a GenBank genome assembly. Lineage: Eukaryota; Viridiplantae; Streptophyta; Magnoliopsida; Rosales; Rosaceae.